AUGUCCGACAUUUCCUAUUCCAGAAGUUCAGAAAACAUACCAAAUAUUUUCGAUGACUUCGAGAGGGAAUUCAAGGUCAAGAUUCCAAUUCAUUUAAAAAAAUUGCUAAUUUUUGCUGGUUUUGACAACAACUUGACAUUGGAAGAUCUGAAUGAUGAUGAUUUAGGACAAAUCGAAGAAACUGCUCGGGCAGUGGUGCCGAAUGUUUUCAGGAAUGAUGAAUUAUUUCAAUAUUUAGACAAAUUCGCUAGCUGUCCGGCGAGUUUUUGCUUCCUUCCUGCACAGAAAAAGCUCUUAUUCAAAUUGGGUUUGUUUGCGAAAAAUAGAAUGAUAGUACCAAAUGAACAAGGAAAAGCCAGAAAAAUUGCUCCAAACAAGGAGAAGAGUAAAAGUCAAAGGCCAGUGGCUGCUCAAAGUGAAUCAACAGAAGAAAUAUCGAUUGAAGAAAGAAACGAUAUUAUACAGAAAGCGAUAAGAUGGACGAGAGAGUAUAUUUGUUCUACUUCCAAAGAUGAUGCAUCGAAAGUACUCGAAAGAAUUAAUGAAAUGAAAAUAAUAGUGAUGCCUGGCACUACAAAAUAUUGUCAAAUCUGCUGUUUCAUAUGUUCUUCGAAAUGUAAAAUUUUCAGGGCAGCAACAGGAACAUGGCUUCUUUCUAACUAUCACAAACACUUGAAGACCCACUCAACUGAUUUAUCGAAAUUGAACAGGAAUAGCAAAUCAUCCUAUUCGAUUUUAGGAUAUUUAAACCAAUCUACUGAAGUUUCAAUUGCAACUGAUUCUUCUGCAAAAAAAAAUCGAUGUGAUCGUUCAUACGACACGGAAACAAGUUGUAUCCAGAUACUAAACCCUGGCGGUGUCGACAAUACUUCAUGCGAUACUUCCUCUAUUGAAUUUAUCAGUAAUGAAUGUGGCACUGGACUAGAUGAGCAAGUCUCUGAUGUUAUAGUAACAUCUGCAUCAGAAGUCUCGGUGGAACCAGAGAGUUAUCAGCAAAGCCCAAAUGAUAUAGACAUUCUGCCAGAAUAUGACUUGCCAAUUAUUCAAUUACCGAACAAUCCGGAUUUUUCUAAAGAAAAUUCAGACGAAGAAAGUUUUUAUCUACCACCAAAAUACCCAAGUGACGAAAAAUAUACAGAAUUCAGGAAGCAGUUCUAUAUCUCCACUCAAGACGAAAAGGAUGCAGGGAAUUCAAAGGAAACACAAGAAAAUCAUGAAAAUCUAAUAGUUAGUCAAACUGCAAACAAGAAUAGUGAAAAUUGUACCGUAUGCCUAGUGAAUUUCAGUAAGAAAUCAUACUCAAUCAACUGUACUUCAUGUGGAAAAUGGAUGUGUUUGGUUUGUUCUACAUUAACAAGGAAACAAAUCAACGAAAUAAAGAAAUGCAAGACUAAAUGGACAUGUAAAAGCUGCCAAAAGGAACCAGAAGAGAAUUCAAGGAUUAUGACUGAUACGGUACCAAAUCAAAUUAAGAAGUUAGAAGAACAAAAUGAGUUGCUUGGAACAAUAAUACAUGGAAUGAAUGCAAAAAUUGAACACUUGAUUACUAAAAUUGAAAAACCAAAAGGAAUCAUUGGAAAAGAUGAGGUUCUUGUCUCAAAAUUGGAAGAAAUAGAUGGAAAGCUCAAUAACUACUUGGAAAUAGAACAAUCAGAACAGAACAAAACGAAAACAUAUUCCGAAAUCACCAGAAGCACAGUUAAAGAAUUAGUUCAACAACAUACACCUGCUUUAAUAAUUAAACCAAAUAAAAAACAAACCAGUCGACAGACCAAAGAAGAAGUUCAUAAGAAAAUCAAUCCAAUUGAAGCAAAAGCUUCAAUCAAGAGUAGAUGUCCAGAAACUGGUCAAGAACUUUUCUGUCCCUGGCUGCUAAGCAGCCAACCUUGUGAAAAAACCUUCAGGAAGCUGCGUUCCCUCACUAGUACGUUCUCAACAGUAGUUAACUUUUCAACAGCUGAUAUAUUAAGGCGACUGAACAGGAUAGAUAUGAUUUACAAAAUCUCAUGUGAUACAGAACAGAAUAGAAGAUUGGGAGACGAUGCUCCUGUUUAUAGCGAGACUAUGCCAUCAGAUGAUGACAUUAAUGGAGUAAUCAGAAUAUCUUUAGAAAAUGCUCUCACCCAUUGUGAAGAAUUAGGCAUGAAUUUUCCUGAAGAAUGUGAAAAAUCAUAUUUGAAACCCAUUUUGAAACGUGCAGUAUUCGAGAUGGAUAAUGGUUUUGAUAAUACGACUACUACAGACAUUUGCUUGAGUUCAUCUGAAGAUGAAUAA
Molecule: messenger RNA, 2274 nt
Organism: Phaedon cochleariae (mustard beetle)
Lineage: Eukaryota; Metazoa; Arthropoda; Insecta; Coleoptera; Chrysomelidae
Source: the annotation of a GenBank genome assembly